AAUUCUUAAAAUCGAAUGUUAUUUAUAAAAAAGCUUUUUAUAUAGUUUCUCAGGAAUACUUAAUCAGCAGCAAAAUGUAUUUUUUAAAACACUAAAACGAAAAUAGCGCCCUCACUAACAAAAAGUUUAUUCAUAAACAAACAAAUACACGUAAGCAAGUGCGCUAUGUUUUUUUCGUCCCAAUUAUGUUUAUUAUAAACAGAUGUUACAAUUUUUUAAUAUGAAGAUAUGAUAAACAGAUAUUAACCUGUUAAGGUACAUGAACAAACAUUAAAAAGUGGGCAAUGAGAACUAUCAGAAACGUUGGGAGACUUAAAUCGAUUGCGCAUUAGUUUAUCGCAAUGCUCCAAUAGUCUAACUAACCUGAUGUACAAAAAUUACUAUACUUUCAAAAAUGGCACAGAUAUUUAGUUCAAAUUGUUCUGGCAUUUGGGCACCAAUACAACUCUCAUACUUUACAGCCGCGUGUUCUUUUUUUUUGGCUAUUGUGACGGUAUCUGGAAAUUUAUUAAUUAUUCUUGCAGUGUACAAGGAUCCACACAAAAAGCUUUGUGCGCCUUACAUGCUAAUGUUGGUAAAUUUGGCUGCAACAGAUCUAGUUGUGGGUCUAAUAACAAUGCCAAUGUCAGUUGCAACUCAUUAUUUAGAGGCGUUAGGGACAAAAAAAGAAACCCAUGUGACAGUUAGUCGCAUUGUUCAUUUUACCUCGUGUAGCGCAAGCGUUUUAAAUCUAGUUGCCUUGUGUGUUGAUCGCUACAUUGCAGUAACUUUGCCAUUUAAAUACAGGCAACUGUUAAACAGUAAGGUUUGUCUUUGUGUAUCAAUCUUUAUUUGGAUAAUAGCAAUCAUAAUUGGAAUGUUAUACUUUGCUUUUGACUUUAUGCAAUAUUUAUUUGUGUUUGCUCAAGUAGCCGUAACUUUAGCUCUCAUUAUAUGUGCUAUAACACACAGUUUACUAAAGAAGUUACAAAAGUCGUCGAAGGAAAGACAAGAAAUAACUAAUCGUUCAUUAAACCAUCGCGUACGAACCGCAGAUAAAAAAGUAAUGAAACUAUUUCUAACUAUUCUUCUCUGGUUUUUACUUUGUUAUAUACCCGCUAUUACAAUGAUGUAUACUUUAAAAUUUUGCAGAACUUGCGACUGCACUUCCCGUCAUGUAUUUCGCGACUUGCAAGUACUAUUUAUAGCUUCAAAUAGUGCAGUUAAUCCUUACGCAUGCGCUAUUCGCCUUAGAUCAUUCAGGAACGCUUUAAAAGCUAUUUUUACAAAAAAAUUAAAAGUUAUUGACGAUGAUGAGUUUAGCCCUAAAGUUAGUCAGAUUUUCAGUAGAAUUUCACUGUCUUCCUUUCGAAGAUACACAAGUCCUCAUCGUUCUUAUUCCGAUGAUAAUCUUCAUAACCCAACUAUGACAAUGGUAGUGUCUCCAUCUUGAUUUUUAUUAAUGAAGAGAAUGAUUUAAAUGUAAUUUACCAGAGACAUGCGAGAUAUUCUGUGUGUUGUUACCAAAAACAUCAAUAGUGUUUGGUUUAUUUUUUCAACGAUUUCAUAC
This is a messenger RNA of Hydra vulgaris (swiftwater hydra), 1549 nucleotides long. Its product is annotated as histamine H2 receptor. Gene Ontology annotation, cellular component: plasma membrane. Gene Ontology annotation, biological process: G protein-coupled receptor signaling pathway. Gene Ontology annotation, molecular function: G protein-coupled receptor activity. Lineage: Eukaryota; Metazoa; Cnidaria; Hydrozoa; Anthoathecata; Hydridae. The record is from RefSeq and is a predicted model, not a curated record.